CAAUAGCAAACUGUUAUUAGUCAUGCAUGAAAAUAUCAGUUUGCAAUCAACCAUCAUCUCAACGCAACACAAGUAUUUCAAAAUAGUGACAGAAUUUCUUCGGAAGCCAACUCUGUUGCGUAAAGAUCGUAGUUACCCGUUACUGUAAUAAACACGUCAAAAGCUCACAGUUCGUUCGAUUCGAAGAUGAAUAAAUCCCCUUCCACGCUAGAACUGGCCUGGUCGGCCGAUCUCCAGCAUGUGAUUUUCCGAGAAAUAGGCACUCACUGUACGCGCCAAUGUCGAUUCCCGGAAGCGAUUGCCAAUCUACGAAAAGCAACCGAGGCUAACCCGUCCGCGGUGGACUGCCAUCGGCGAAAAACAACAGCUCAUUUGCAAAACUUGGAACUCCAUGGCGCACUGGAAAGUUGCCGUACGGGAAUGGUAUCUCGUGCGAUGAAUGAAGACAGCACCGACGACGUGGGGUUUGAUAUUGCUAGUGCUCUAUUGGAGAGCAAGAUUUUAUUUGAGAUGGCUGAUUUUGAAGAGCACAUUAAGGUUUCUUUUACCAAAAAGAAUCUGGUUCCUAAAGGGCAUCGGAAGGAUCUAUUUGAUACAGAACUUAUUUUGGCAUUGGGUGUCUAUGAGAGCACGCUCGGCAGGAAAGCCGGUAGUUGUCUCUAUAAAUUGAGAAAAACAAUAAUGGAAAUCAGUAAACAAAACCAUAACAACCAAAAUCUAGAUAACCGACCGGAAUGGAAGAUUCGAAAGGACAAAGGUGAAUGUGACGCACUUAGCAUUGCUGAGGUAAACACGACAAAAACUCACAUUCGUGAAAAAGAGCUGAUUGCGAAAAACAUGAGGAUGUUGGGACAAAUGUAUUUGAACGGAACUAGCGCAGAUCUAGAUUUUCUUCAUUCUCUAAAAGAAGACAAACUACUGACGAACAUUGUAAAGCUACCACAAACUAACGAGAGUUCAUCUGCUCUCCAAGAGACAAUAGAAGAUUGUCAUGGGAAGGUACUCUCUAGUCUACGCCAGCUUCAUGCCGCUUUCCCGAUCUAUGCUUACCGCAAAAACCAGUUCGGUACUACGGCCAGAGCGAACGCAUACAAGGAGGAAAAUAUAUUCCGAUAUCGUUAUAAGACCUACAGAGACGUCUACAAUCAAUUGGAUCGGUUGCACGAACUAAGACAGCAAGGAAACGUUCCAGAAUUGGUACGAUUUGCAGAAACGGUACUGUGGAACUAUUUCCAGAUCAAAACCGAUCGCGUAUUCCCGGAUCGGUACAAGUUUGUAACAGAGGUCUGCAACCUAAUCGGACUGGCCAUGUUGGACCAGUUGCAAAUUCCUCCAACGCUCAUGGACGAACGACCCAAAGAUCGUCUGCACACACUGUUUGAUCUUCCCUUCGUCCACGAGCACGAUUUGAUUACUCCAGUAUUUGGAGAUAAAUCAACCUAUCGUGAUCCGGCUGCUCCUGACUACAAAUACAUGGCAUACAAGAACCGCCUUAACAAUUUAGACGAAAGAGUUAACCAUAGUCGCUAUCCGAUUGAAAGAGCAUUUUGGUUACACGAAAUGUGUAUCUGCCAACUGAACGCGAACAAGUUGAGUGAGGCUCGCAACGUUGCCUGCCGGGUGAUAGAGGAAGCGUCUCAAGCCGGUAGCAAUUUGUGGUACUUUUUGGGUGUACUAAUAUUAGUCAAAGCCGAUUGCUCACAACGUAAUUUAGAAAAACUGUCCAACUCACUCGAUGAAGCAGCCGAAGCUUCAAUGUCGCUGGACGAUAGUCGACUGACGCAUCUGAUUAAAGUGGCUCAAAUUAUCAACAGAAAUAUGAUCAACGAAAAAACGAAACGCCGAAAAACUAUGAUGCGUGACCGAGCACAGAAAUUCUAACGAAUUUAUAUUGUCAGGUUGAUUUCAGCGACUAGCUUUCACAUUCUUCUGGGA
Messenger RNA from Malaya genurostris, 1935 nucleotides. RefSeq lists its product as uncharacterized. The coding region runs from base 187 to 1881 and encodes 564 amino acids. The record is from RefSeq and is a predicted model, not a curated record. The transcript is spliced from 3 exons. Lineage: Eukaryota; Metazoa; Arthropoda; Insecta; Diptera; Culicidae.